Molecule: messenger RNA, 1622 nt
Organism: Emericellopsis atlantica
Lineage: Eukaryota; Fungi; Ascomycota; Sordariomycetes; Hypocreales; Bionectriaceae
Product: 8-amino-7-oxononanoate synthase
Exons: 3
Coding region: 90-1493 (467 amino acids)
Biological process (GO): biosynthetic process
Molecular function (GO): pyridoxal phosphate binding
Source: RefSeq, a predicted model, not a curated record
GUCUCACUUUCUUACCAGUCUCACCUGCCUCAUCUGCCACAUUCCCCCUUUCCAUCUUGAAAACCUUCCCCAUUUUCCCGCCAUCCAUCAUGUACUACCAAGACAUGCUCAAGACCUGGCUGAAGGACCAUGAGCUCCAGACGCCACAGAUGAAGGAUGCGCCGGCCUUCUACCGCAACAUUGAGAAGCACCUGGACACUCUACGUGCCGACUUCAAGCUCUCCACCGCCAAGCCACGCUGGGAUGACAGCGUGGUCGACUGGGCCUCCAGCGACUUCCUCUCCCUUAACCGCACGGGACGCAUCCGCGAGGCCUAUGUCGAGGAGAUGUCCAAGCAUGGCGACAACUGGGACCUGAGCGCCGCAGGCUCGCGUCUUCAGUAUGGCAACUAUGACUACCUGAUUGAGGCGGAAAAGGAGAUUGCCGACUUCUUCGGGUCCGAGACAGCCUUCAUCGGCCACUCGGGCUUCCUGUGCAACGUUGGCAUCAUCGGCUCUGUCGCCCUGCCGGGCGAUUGCUACCUCUACGAUGAGCUGGUGCACGCGAGUACGCACGAGGGCAUGAAGCUCAGCCGCGCGUCUCACAAAGUGUCCUUUGCGCACAACAGUGUGAGCUCUCUCCGCGAAGCCCUCAUCAACUUGCGGGACACCGUCCCCGAGUUUGAGGCCGGGACCAAGUCGAUCCUGAUCCUUGUUGAGUCCAUCUACAGCAUGAACGGUGACGUAUGCCCACUCAAGGAGUUUGUUGCCACGGCCAAGGACAUCUUCCCCCUCGGCAACGCGCAGUUUGUCAUUGACGAGGCUCACUGUAUUGGAGUUCUGGGACCCGAAGGUAGAGGCCUGGUCUCCAUGCUUGGUCUGGAGAAGGAGAUUGCCAUCCGCGUCCACAUGUGCAGCAAAGGCAUGGCAUCGACGGGAGGCAUAAUCUUGUGCAACAAGACAAUCCGCGCCGUCAUCAUGAAUCAGAUGCGCUUCGCCGUCUACAGUGGCGCUCCGUCUUUCCCCAUGGUCGCUUCGAUCAAGGCUGGCAUCCAUCUGCUCAGAAGCGGAGCAACACAAAAGGAACAACAAGCCAUCCAAGACGUUGUCGGCUAUUUCUUCAAGACGCUGACCAACAACCCCGACUGGAAGCGUGCUGUCGAUGCUGGUCUCCUGUCGUGUCCCUUGGCUGAGGGUUGGGAUCAGCGCGAGUAUUACACGCACAUUGUGCCCAUCUGGACCAAGCCGCGCCACGAGCAGUACCUGUUCUUCCACAUGAUGGCCGACAACAUGAACGCCUACAGCUUCGCGUUCCCGGUCGUUCCCAAGGGGAAGAGCAGGGUCAGGAUGGUGUUCCACGCGCACAACACCAAGGCCGAUGUGGACAAGGUUGUCAACAACAUUGGCGACUGGGUCCGUGAGAUGCUGGACAUUGAGAAGGCUGAUGAGAAGGAAGCAUACGUGCCCCGCGUAGCCAGCCAGGUCUAUGCCAUGCAAGCUGCGGUGAAGGCUUAGUUCAGAACUCCAGAUACUAGACAGAUAGAAAAGGGGUCUAUGAUGGUCCACUGCGGAUAGAUAAAAUAGGAGAAAAGUAUGGUGGUUUUGUCAGUCCUAUAGGAAAUGACUGUAGUUGCGAGAAGUCUA